Messenger RNA from Pseudonaja textilis, 9434 nucleotides. It is a transcript of the gene EEA1, whose product is annotated as early endosome antigen 1. Gene Ontology annotation, cellular component: early endosome. The record is from RefSeq and is a predicted model, not a curated record. NCBI's taxonomy places the organism in Eukaryota, Metazoa, Chordata, Lepidosauria, Squamata, Elapidae. Gene Ontology annotation, molecular function: 1-phosphatidylinositol binding; metal ion binding. Gene Ontology annotation, biological process: endocytosis.
GGCGGCGCCUUUCCUUGCUUGUCAGGCCGGAGCGAGAGAGAGGGCGGGGGCAGCCCGUGAUUUGGAGAUGGCUCUGAGGAGGCCGCGGUGAGGCUGGAGUCGUCGCUCCCUGGAGGGACGUGACCUCUGCCGCGAUGCUGAGGAGGAUUUUACAGAGGACUCCAGGCAGGGUUGGAUCUCAGAGCUCUGACUCUGAUUCAUCUGCAGCCCCUGGAAAUGCAGUGGAUAUCAACAAUGAGAGUACUUCAGAGGGAUUUAUUUGUCCUCUUUGUAUGAAAUCUCAUGGAUCAGCUGAAGAACUUUUUAAACACUAUGAAGCAGUUCAUGAUUCUGGUAUUGAUACAAGUCAUGCAGGAGAAUCUAACAUGACCCCCAAAAGUGAUGACAUAACUUUAUUGAGGCAAGAAGUUCAAGACCUGCAAGCUUCACUUAAGGAAGAACGAUGGUAUUCUGAAGAGCUGAAGAAAGAAUUAGAAAAAGUUCAUGGGCAGAAGCAGCAAGAAUCCAAACCUGAUGGUCUGGCAACUGCUGCCUCUACAGAAUUGGAAUCUUUAGAACAGCAGUUAGAAGACAGUCAAGUAGAAAAAUUUAAUAUCAAACAAAUGAAAGACUUAUUUGAACAGAAAGCAGCACAACUGGCCACUGAGAUUGUGGAACUUAAAGCCAAAUAUGAUGAAGAAACAAGCCUUCGAGAACUUGCAGAACAGAAAGUGACUAAUUUGACACAAGAGUUACAGAAGCAAAAAGGUGUAUGUGAAGAUUUAAACACAGAGCUGCUUCAAAGACCUGGGGUAGAAGAUGUUGCAGUUCUAAAGAGGGAAUUAGUCCAAGUUCAAACAUUGAUGGAUAAGAUGGCUUUGGAAUGUGAGAAAGAAUCUGAGAAACUGAAAGAUGAAUGCAAUCAUUUGAGAGCAGAAUAUACAAAUGCAGAGGCUACCAUUAAUAAGUUAAAUACUGAACUUGCAAAAGGACCACAGGAAGUGGCUACAUAUGUACAGGAGAUCCAGAAACUUCAAACUUCCAUUAAUGAAUCUGCACAGAAAAAUCGGAAUCUAGUGGAAAAAUUAAAAAAGAAAGAAUUGGAAUAUACUCAGUUAGAAGAGAGAAAAAAUGAAGAAUCAGCGGGUAAAAGGAUUUUGCAAGCAACUCUUAAUCAAAAGGAAUUGGACUGUCAACAACUUCAGGCAAGACUGUCUGCAUCUGAGGACUCGUUACAGAGAUUGCAGAAAGAAUUGUGUGAAAAGGGAGAAGCAAGCCAAAAACUUAAGGAGGAAUUGUCAGAAGUUGAAGCCAAAACCCAGCAUCUUAAGGCAGAAUGCAAGCAGCUACAACAACAAAGGGAAGAAAAAGAACAGCGAAGCCUGCUGCUUCAAAAUGAGCUCAAUCAGUUACAUAAUAAACUUCUGGAAACAGAACAUCAACUUGGGGAAGCACAGGGCCGACUAAAAGAGCAGAGACAGCUAUCUAGUGAAAAGCUGAUGGAAAAGGAACAGCAAGUGGCUGACAUUCAGUUAAAACUUUCACGUGCUGAAGAGGAGCUAAAGGAAAAAGCGGCAAAUACAACUGAAUUGCAACAUCAAUUAGACAAAACGAAGCAGCAGCAUCAAGAGCAGCAGAAUCUUCAGCAAAGCACAACAUCAAAACUUCGAGAAGCCCAGAAUGAUUUAGAGCAAGUUCUACGUCAGAUUGGUGAUAAAGAUCAAAAAAUCCAAAACCUUGAAGCCCUGCUACAAAAGAGUAAGGAGAAUAUUUCUCUGCUAGAAAAAGAAAGGGAAGACUUGUAUGCAAAAAUUCAAGCUGGUGAAGGAGAAACAGCAGUUCUAAAUCAGUUACAGGAAAAGAAUCAUGCUUUGCAGGAACAGGUAACACAGCUGGCAGAAAAAUUGAAGAAUCAAUCAGAAAGCCAUAAACAGGCCCUAGAAAAUUUGCAUGAGCAAGUGCAGGAACAGAAAUCCCAUUUAAGAGCAUCUCAAGAUCAUGUUCUUUCCUUGGAAACAACUAUCAGUGAGCUACGUAAUCAGCUAAGUGAAAGUAAAGAAAAAGUAAUGCAACUUGAUUUGCAGGUAAAAGCAAAGACUGAAUUGCUUCUGUCAGCGGAGGCAGCAAAAGCUGCUCAGAGAGCAGACCUUCAGAAUCACUUGGAUACCGCCCAGAAUGCGUUGCAAGACAAACAGCAGGAACUAACAAAAGUCUGUACUCAAUUGGAUCAAGUUGCUUCCAAGCUGCAUGACAAAGAAGAAUAUUGUAUACAGUUGGAAUCCAGUCUUAAAGAGUUCAAAGAAAAACACCUUAAUUUAGAGCAAAAAACAGAAGAGCUGGAAGGUCAACAUAAGAAACUUGAAACUGAUCUUUUUGAAGUUUUGGGACAAAAAGAAAAGGCUCUUCAAGAACUAGAGCAGCAAAGAAAACAGUGCACAGAGUUGAACCUCAAAGCUGCAGAUCUGAGCAAACAACUAGAGGAAGAGAGAGAAAUGCUAUCUAGAACCAAAUUAGACUUGCAGAAAAAAAAUGAUACAUUAGAAGAAGUAAGCCAACAAAGAUUAAAGCAGGAAGAAGAAAAUGAAAAACUGAAGUUAGAAAUUGAGAAAUUAAAUCAAGAUAAAUUGAAGUAUCACAGGGAAUUAGAUGGAAAGUUGCAAACAUUAACAGAUGAUUUGGAGAAAAUGAAGCUGGAAAAAGAUACUCUAUUAAAAGAACUCGAGAUCCUCAAAGGUAAACUCUCAAAUAGCAACAAAUCUUUGGAAGAAGCAAAGAAUGCAUUGGAGAAAGAGAAACAGAGAGGAAACACAGCUGUAGCAGAAAUGGAAAAAUCUUGUCAAGAAGCUAGACAUCAACUUCAGUUACAGUCGGAAUCUAUAGCUAAAGAACAGAAUGAACUGAAAAACUUACUGGAAAAACAAGAUGGGAUAUCCAAACAGCUAGCAACAGAGCUUGAUUUGGCACGUGUACAAGUCCUGCAGCUUCAGGGUGUUCUCAAAGAAAAAGAAAAAAAUGAACAACAGCUCCAAUUGAAGGUAAAAGAACUGAAGGAAUCUUUCGACCAGAAGAAAAAACAAAAUGAGACACAACAAGCUGAAUUAAAAACAGCCCUAUUAGAAAAGGCAGAACUGGAAAAUAAAUUGCAGCAGCAAAUAACAUUAUCAGAACAAAUCCUUGCUGUAAAGAAGGAAAAAAUAACAGACCUGCAGAAAUCCCAUAAAAAAGCUCAAGAAAACAUGGAAAAACUUCAACUAGAUAUUUAUGGUAAAGAAUCUGAAAACUUGGCUAUCCGGCAAGACCUUAAGGUUACAGAAGAGAAGCUAGCUUUGGCUCAAGAAGAAUUGAUUUCUAAUAGAAAUCAAAUUAGUAAUCAUAACCAAUUGAUCAAAGAACUUAAGACUAUAAGAUCUACACUGGAACAGGAUGUGUCCAAAAAAGAACAGCAACUGAAAGAACAAGAGAAGUUGUUACAGGAAAUACAGAAAGAUAAGGAUUUAAAAGAAAAAGAUUUGUUUAAUGAAAAAUCAAAAACCUCAGAACUCUAUAACAUAAAUUGCAAACAGGAAGAAGAAAAUGUGAAACUAAGGGAUGAAAUUAGACUCUGCAAACAAGAGUUUGAGAAGGAGAUCUCAAAUCAAAAAGAUGCCAAACAGCUGUUGAUUAAACAGAAACUAGAAUUACAGGAAAAGGUUGAUAAUUUUAGUACAGCUAUGGAGCAAGAGAAGAAAAACCAGGAAGUCAUGAAAGAUCAGUGGAAGAAGAAAGAAGGGGAAUUGAAGAAGAAAUGUGUUGAGAUAGAAGCAAAACUGCAAGCUUUGAUCAAGAAAAAAGAUGAGCAGUGUAAAAGUCACGAAGAAUCUGAGUGUAAGCUCAAUAUGCAGAUCACAGCACUGAAUGAAAAUCUAGGGACAGUGAAGAAAGAGUGGCAAAGCAGCCAAAGAAGGGCUAGUGAACUAGAAAAACAAAUAGAUGAUCUGCGUGGAGAAAUUGCAGUUCUGGAAGCCACUGUCCAGAACAAUCAGGAUGAGAGGAGAGUGUUGCUGGAAAGGUGCCUUAAAAGCGAAGGAGAAAUUGAAAAGCUUCAAAGCAAAGUCAUGGAUGCACGAAGAAAAUUGGAUGAUACAACUGCAGCCAUGCAGGAGCUGGGGAGAGAGAACCAGUCACUGCAGAUCAAACAUACACAAGCAUUAAAUAGGAAAUGGGCUGAAGACAAUGAAGUUCAGAAUUGCAUGGCUUGUGGAAAAAGUUUUUCUGUAACAAUCAGAAGGCACCACUGCAGACAGUGUGGAAAUAUUUUCUGUGCUGAGUGUUCCUCAAAGAAUGCCUUAACUCCUUCUUCUAAGAAACCUGUUCGUGUCUGUGAUACUUGUUUCAAUGAUCUACAAGGAUAAUUACUCACAACUCUUACAUAUUAUGCUAGAGUAAAAUUUCUGUUAUGCACUUCGUACAAUACUCAGACUACUAUUUUGGGUGGGCACUGAUUGUAACAAUUGGCAAAAUUAUAGUAUAGUGUUUAACUGCUAAAGUCAAACAAUUGUACUUCUUGUGAAGUUGAAAUUAUCUGUGACUUAUUUGGUUUUAGUCAGAGAGCUUCUGUGUCAAGUUUAUAAGUCUCCAAUGACUUGUAAAUAAAAUUAAAAUAGAGGAGUUACAGUGUAUUUUUUUUAUCCUCCUUUGUUGGUUCAAAAACAACCCCUUUAAACAGUUUUGCAGGGAUUUUGUGUUUCAAUUAUUGCUGCAUAUAGUAUAACUUAAUGAUUGUUCAGAAAUGUAUAAGGUAUUAAUAGCCUCAAACAAACAGCUUUUCGUGUUUAUUGUUUUUUCCUCUUCUUUCUUAAUUUUUUUUUACUGUGAGUUCCUUUUUAUGAUUAUGUCUAGUUAGUGGAAACUAAUAUGUCACAGAAAAUGAAAAGCAAUCCCAAUACUAUAGUGUAGAUCUGAUAUUUCUUCUCUAACAAUAUGCUGCAUUCUGUUGAAAAUAGUUGGGCUACAUCACCUUUGAUAUGCAAAUUCCUAUGCUUCUUAUAUUUUUUGUACUAUUUAAAUAUGUUUGCACUGUUCUCUCUGUCUUACUCAUAAGAAAUAUUGCCUGGAAGAUCCAAGCAUAGCAAAUUCUGGUACUGAAAGAUACUUAGUUAUGAUAAUUAUUAAUUAUUUUACAACUCCAAUUAAAGGAAUUGCAGAGGAACAUUCAAGGCAAAUGUUCCCCAUUUUAAUUAUAAAUCUUUGUCCUUCAAAUUUGGAAAGAAACUCAGAACUGCUGAAGAUCGAAGAGAAACUUAAAUUCUCUUGUAGUUUCUCCUGUUUUCUCUCUAAUCAUGGAGGUUAUUAAAAAGUAAUGUCAUAUUUUAUUCAUCUGAAAGUUAAUUAAAAUUACUUUUUUUAAAACUAAUAGGUGGAUAACAAAGUUUGUUUCAGUUGAAAUUGGGAUGUAGAUACACUACUAUGCACACUGUGGUGAUAUAAAAUAAUGUGCUGAUAAAAUCUAGUUUAGUAAAAUAUGAGGUAAUAUUUAAAAUUAACUUUUCUUUGGAUUUGUAAUCUGUUUGCAUGGGAGAUGAGUGUAGCUGUAGACAUAGAAAUGAAUAUGGAAGUAAGAAAAAAAGUAACACAAAUAAUUUAAUAAAGAUAUAUUGAAAGAGAGGGCUUUUCACGUAGAAGAUUCUAUGUCUACUACUUGUAUCUCCAAAUAAUAAAUUCACAGGUACCAGUACUAGGGUUUACAUACCAUUUUUUCUUGUCUGAAAUCCUGGAGAAAAAUUAGUUGUGAACUAUACAAUUUUGUAUCAAUAGAUUAAGAGUCUUAAAGAUUAUGAAUCGGCAUAAGGUAAAAAUGUUCAAAUAUGAAUAUAACGUACAGAAGUCAAAUCUUCCACGUUAGCUAUUCAUAGAUUCUACAAUAGAAAUACAAUUCAGAUGCUAUCCAGUGGUUUUAUUCAUUAUUAUUUUACUCUAAUUUGGAAAAAGAAAAAAUACGAAGUAUUCAUGGUAGGAACUGAAAUUUAUUGGGGCUAUCUUCUGAUUUAUCUUAGUUGAUAUAAGGAAGUUAUAUAAGGAACUCUUCAUCUCAUAAAUUAGCAGAUAAAGAAACUGAUUCACCGGGAGAAGUAAUAUUUUUUAAAGAUGAUGCUUGUAUGUGUCGUAGCAAGUGUCAUUUUGGAAAUGGUUUCCUAUAUAUAUAAGAUAAAGAGGAAUUCUUUUCCAAGGUUGUAUCUCUUACUUGCAUUUUUUUCUAGGUAUUUUUAAAAGGAUAUUAAAAACAAGCAAACUAUUUGCCCCUCAUUUAAGUGGGAAUUUGCUUUUGUUCCAGUCCCUAGAUGUUUUACAUACAUUUACACACAUAUGGAUAAAAGUUCAGCUUGUCCAGAGAAAGGAAAUGAGGUUUUAUCUGAUAGUUUAAACAUUGAAAACUCAGGAAGAGCAAGGUAUAGCAUUGUCACUUGCACUAUGCACUUUUUAGUGUAACCAACACUAUAUGCAAGAGAAGGAACAAAUGUUUGCAAGAAGUGAUGCAGUAAUUGGUCUACAAAAAUGUACGUUCUUAAUUAAGUGCUCAUUCAAUUCCCUGGUAAUUUCAUAUGGUGUUUAGGAAUAUUAUAUUCAUAAUUUUUAUGUAUUCCAGAGGAUACAUAGUUUAGUAUACAUAGUGUAUACUAAAGAAGUUUGCAUGUUCUUUAGCAGCACUACUUGAUUUUAAGAAUAGAAAAAGUGGACUUGGCAAUUUUGCACAUUUCAUGUUCUCAGUGGCUUUCAUUAUUCCUAUAUAAACAUUUGUUUUCUUAUUAAAUUACAUUAACAUUUAUUUAGGUGGUCUAUUUCCAGGUCACAGCAAUAAACAGAAAAGGAAGUUCCCUACUUGCGAAUAGAAAUGUUAGUAUUUUAUUGUUUCUUUAAAACUUAGAAGUGGUUUAUUUUACGUUCCAUUUAGAAGUUAAAAAAUAAAUAAAUCUGACCAAAUUUAACAUUAACUGCUCGCCUCAGUAUGUAAUCCUUUGAUAGCAGGCACACAGAAAAAAAGUCAUGAGAAAAAUAGUUUGUGUGGUAGGCAACGCCAUUCAGCAGAGAUUUGUUUUUCUCCUGUGAUCUCUUUAAAACUCAUAUGAAUAAAGUUUGUAAUUGGCGUUCUGAAUUUAUAAAUUUCAAAUACAGUAUAUGUUGUUGAUUACUGUGGCAUAUCUGAAUAGCUUUCAUGCUACCUACAUUGUACUAUGUGGUUAAAUCCAAACUCUUUGCACCAAAGAGAAAGAAAAAAAUAUUGUUUCAUCAGGUUAAUAAAGAAACAUUUUGUAAUAGAAAUCUAUCCAAAAUGCUGCUUGUAUAGGAUUUAUCACUUUUGUAAUAAAAUUAUUUUAAAAACACACACAAAAAGCCCAGUCUAAGAAUGCCACUAUGUAAGAUUUCAUUUUAACUACCUCUUGAUAAAAAACUCCACUUGAGCCCAUUUUUAAAUGGUUCCCUCACUAUGAUGUUAGGUUUGAUUUGUGAUUACUGCCAAAUUUUAAAACAUUUUGAUUCACCAAAAAUGUAGUAUUUCAGUAUGUGUGCUUAUGUGACUUACAGUUAUUAUAAAUCUAUACUUUAGGUUCCUUUAAUUCUACAAACCUGUAGGUGUUGGAGAAAAAAUAAAUUAUACAACUGUUCCUAAUUAUGUUCGAUCUAUAUCAGCUGUAUGUGUCACAUUGGCUGCUGUUAAUAUUUACAUGUCAUUAAGUUAGUCUCGAUUUCCAGUCCUCAUGACAAGAAAUUGACAACUGCAAUUAUUAUGCUAUAAUGGAAGUGUGCCACAAAUUGUAUUGUCUGAUUGGCCUCUUUUUAACUAUUGGUUUAUUAUGGUUGCAGAUGUGAAUAUUGUGCAUAAUGUUUAUUGGGGUGGGGUCUGUAUAUUGUAUAAAUUAGACUUGAAGAAUUUCUGUGCUUAAAUUUACAGAUGUAUUAAGGUCGCUUUAUCUACAUAAGAUUGCACUUCUUUUUCAAGUGGAUCCUUACGUUCAUAUUAUCUUUAGAUAGUCUUGCAUGGCAAUUUUUAUCAGGUGGAUUCUCUUAAGUCUGAGUGAUGUGUUUAUGACUUGUAGUCAUGUAGUCGUGCCUUAUAAUGUUAAAGAGUUUAGUUCAGUAUACACUGUAAUUUCUAAACUCUGCAUUUGGAAAGUAAUGGAAGCUGAGUAGUGAGAAAAAUGACACCACACAAUCACUAAUUCUGUAUGAAACCCAUGGGUGGAUACUUAUGGAAAUAUUACUUUUGUAUUCUAUUAUUGGGCUGAAAAUAAAAUUAGAAAUUUCUAAUAGACUGUUUGCAAUGACUGUUUUGGUGCUGGUAUGACAAGCUAUCUGCUGUAUAUGUCAAACCUAUUCAUCUCCAAAUAUUAGUGGAAUGCUUCAACUAUUUCAUAUUUUGGUUGUGGCAAGAUUGAAUUUCCUGCUUUAUUCCGUAUUAUAAAAUUGCUGUUUUAAGUGAUGAUCAUUUUCACUGAGUUCUUUGGAUUUAAUAGUUUGUAUAAAAAUUUAAAUCUGUAUAUUAUUAAAACUAUUGUGUCUUGUAGUCUUUAAUUAGAUGCAACAAUGCAUUAUAGGGCAACAAUUUUUGAACUAAGGUACCUCAGACUUAUUUGAGAUAACUUAUUUAUUUAUCAUCUUGCAGUUCAGAUGAUUUACAGAAUGCAUUCAAAGCUUGGGAUCCCUGACUUCUCUGGGAUUGAAAUUUGGCAAAUUUAUGGUCACUUCAGUACUGCAUGGAGUUUCAGAACAUCAGCAGAUCAUCAGCAGAACAUCUGCAGAUCAUGUAGACCAGUCCCAUCAUCAGCUGCCAAAGAGCAGUCGGCUGUAUUCAAGCUGUCAGGAAAUUGGAAGUCACUUUCUCAUCUGCUGUUUUUUCCCUUGGUCUUUUGUUUCAGUAAGGAAAUACCUCUGAAACAAUGAUCCACAAGGUUAUGUGUUGUCUAGUAGUGCUAUAAAAGUCUGUAGAACCAAUAUCCCAAAUGGAUGUGUUUUAUGAACUAGAGAGCCAAUAAGGGAAGUUAAUUAGUUCAGAGUCUUAUUGCCCAAGUUAUAUGAAUGAAUUUUUAGUACCACUUUCACCAAAACAUUUCAAUUAAUUUUUUGACUAGCAUCCCAUAGCGUCCUUUAUUAUUUGCUAAGCGGGAUGAAUGGACACAAUGAGUGAUGCAUCAUAUUUUUAAAAAGUAAAAAGACAUAAUAGAUGAUUUAUAAUGGAUCUUGCAUGUUUAAGUAAUAGUAUGUGUGCUGGAUUACCAAUCAACCUUAAAAAGAGUCAUAUUCAUCUUAACAACUUUUUGGACAUACUGUAUUUGUAUGGCCUCAAGGAUUGUAAAUAAUUUUGAAUACAAAAGUGAUUUCCCAUUGUCUUCAUCCAAGACUUUCUCUCCCCCGCCCCCCUUUUCUCCCCUUUUUUAUGUGCCAUAUCUGUCAUCAGACAUUGGUGAUCCUAUUUUUAUCAA